This is a messenger RNA of Struthio camelus australis, 2367 nucleotides long. It is a transcript of the gene SLITRK1, whose product is annotated as SLIT and NTRK like family member 1. Gene Ontology annotation, cellular component: glutamatergic synapse; postsynaptic density membrane; GABA-ergic synapse. NCBI's taxonomy places the organism in Eukaryota, Metazoa, Chordata, Aves, Struthioniformes, Struthionidae. The record is from RefSeq and is a predicted model, not a curated record. Gene Ontology annotation, molecular function: protein binding. Gene Ontology annotation, biological process: positive regulation of synapse assembly; regulation of presynapse assembly; axonogenesis.
UUCUACUUUUUUUUUUCUUUUCUUUUUUUUUUUUUUUGCGUGCCUUGCAGUACGUGCCUGGAUAGUUUGUGGAUAUAAUUAUUGACUGGAAUCUGGGCUGUUGCAGUUGUAUGUGGCGGGGGGGGGAAGAGAGGGAUAGAGGAGAAAAGAAAGAGGUCCCCCCCCCUUCGCCGACCCUCCCUGAUCCCCCUCCCCACAUUUUUUUCCCCUUUGGUGGUGGUUCGGACAUUUCAUGUAUUGAAUGAACUGGAAUUGUUUUCGGUGUGAGGAGGAUGAUUGCUGUUACUUUGUGAUGAGAUCGGGAAUGAAUCGCUCGGUUUAAAAAUGCUGCUUUGGAUUCUGUUGCUGGAGACGUCUCUUUGUUUUGCUGCUGGAAACGUUACAGGGGACGUUUGCAAAGAGAAGAUCUGUGCCUGCAACGAGAUAGAAGGGGAUUUGCACGUAGACUGUGAGAAAAAGGGAUUUACCAGCCUGCAACAUUUCACCGCCCCAACUUCCCAGUUUUACCAUUUAUUCCUGCAUGGAAAUUCCCUGACUCGACUUUUCCCUAAUGAGUUUGCUAACUUUUACAAUGCAGUCAGUUUGCACAUGGAAAACAACGGUUUGCAUGAGAUUGUUCCUGGGGCUUUCCUUGGGCUGCAGCUGGUGAAACGCUUGCACAUAAACAACAACAAGAUCAAAUCGUUCAGGAAGCAGACUUUCCUGGGGCUGGACGAUCUGGAGUAUCUCCAGGCAGAUUUUAAUCUAUUGCGGGAUAUUGACCCGGGAGCAUUUAGGGACUUAAACAAGCUAGAGGUGCUGAUUUUAAAUGACAAUCUCAUCAGCACCUUGCCCCCCAACGUGUUUCAGUAUGUGCCGAUCACCCACCUCGACCUCCGGGGAAACCGUCUUAAAACCUUGCCUUACGAGGAGGUCCUGGAGCAGAUCCCAGGCAUUGCUGAAAUCCUGCUAGAGGAUAACCCCUGGGACUGCACUUGCGAUCUGCUAUCGUUGAAGGAAUGGCUGGAAAACAUACCCAAAAACGCUUUGAUCGGCAGAGUGAUUUGUGAGGCUCCCACUAGGUUGCAGGGCAAAGAUUUAAAUGAGACCACAGAGCAAGAGCUAUGCAAAAAGAACAGAGUGGAUUCUAGUCUAGCUGCUCCCCCUGCCGAAGAAGAAACCUGCGAUCCUGGUCCCAUUCCAACCCCUUUUAAAAUACAUGGCAAAGAAGACCCUGCCACACCAGGAUCUGGUCCAAACGGAGGUACAAAGAUUCCCGUCAACUGGCAAAUCAAGACCAGACCUACUGCUGCCGUGUCGACAGUUAGUGUGAAGAGCAAACUACCGGCUACCAUGCCUUGUCCUCAGAUCUGCAGCUGCGAUCAGAUCCCUGGCGCGGGUUUAAAGGUUAAUUGCAACGACAGGAAUGUGAGCAGCUUGGUGGAUUUGAAACCCAAGCCGCCCAAUGUGCAGGAGCUGUUUCUGAGGGACAAUAAAAUACAUACCAUCAGGAAAUCCCACUUUCUGGAUUAUCGGAAACUUAAUUUGCUGGAUCUGGGCAACAACAACAUAGCCACCGUCGAGAACAACACCUUCAAGAACCUCUUUGAUCUCCGAUGGCUCUACAUGGAUAGCAACUACUUAGACACCCUAUCCCGGGAGAAAUUCUCUGGGCUGCAAAACCUGGAGUAUCUGAAUGUAGAGUUUAAUGGCAUCCAGCUGAUCAUGCCUGGCACCUUCAAUGCGAUGCCCAAACUGAGGGUCCUCAUCCUCAACAACAACCUGCUGAGGUCUCUCCCAGUCGACGUGUUUGCUGGAGUCUCGCUUUCCAAGCUGAGCAUACACAAUAAUUAUUUCAUGUACCUCCCCGUGGCGGGAGUGCUGGACCAGCUCACCUCCAUCACCCAGAUCGACCUGCACGGCAACCCGUGGGACUGUACUUGCCCUAUCGUGCCUUUCAAACAGUGGGCAGAGAUGCUGCGCCCCAAGGUGAUCAUGAGCGACCUGAGGUGUGAGUCCCCGGAAGAUUUCUUCAGGGAGGAUUUCGAGUCUCUCUCCAAUGACGUGAUUUGCCCGCAGCUAAAAGUUUCGCCCACGUUAACUUCCACUAACAAAAACAGCACUGGGUUGGCAGAGACAGGUACUCACUCCAACUCCUACCUGGAGACCAGCAGGGUCUCCAUUUCGGUGCUGGUGCCAGGGCUCCUGCUGGUUUUUGUGACCUCUGCCUUCACGGUGGUCGGCAUGCUGGUGUUCAUCCUGAGGAACAGAAAGCGCUCCAAGAGGAGGGACGCCAACUCCUCCGCCUCGGAAAUCAACUCCCUGCAGACGGUCUGCGACUCGUCCUACUGGCACAACGGGCCCUACAGCACCGACGGAGCCCACCGG